UAUCUCCUGCCCCAGGCGCAGGCAGGAAGCUUCUCAUGGCGGCUGGGGAGCCCACGCAGCUGUACGCCAAGGUCUUGGGCAGGACCCGGGGCCGCGGGGCGCCCCCCUCACUGCUGGACCCCCUCUUGGCCAUGGGCUACCCGGCACACACAGUGCUCAAGGCUCUGGCCGCCACGGGGAGGAAGACGGUAGAAGAGGCGUCUGAUUGGCUGCACAGCCACCAGGACGACCCUUCCCUGGAUGACCCAAUCCCGCAGGAGUUUGGGCUGUUCCUGUGCCCGACGGGGCCCCUGCUGGAGCGGCUGCUGGACUUCUGGCGAGAGAGCCGGCGCCAGUGCAGCCGCAACCGUGCCCACGAGGUCUUCCCGCACGUCACGCUCUGUGACUUCUUCACGUGUGAGGACCACAGAGUGGACGGCCUGUACGAGGCUCUGCGCCGGGCGGGGGACCGGGUGCUAGGCGCCUUCCCCGCAGACGUGCCCCUGGCCCUGCAUGCCUCCGUCAGCUACCUGGGCUUCUUCCUGGCCGACAAGCCUUCCGACAUCCUCCGAGAGUUUGCCGCCGACUUCGCCGCCGAGGCCUCCCUGCUGGCAGACUGCACCGUGAAACCCUGCGCCAAGCAGCUGCACCUCACGCUGGCCCACAAGUUCUCCCCCCACCACCAGAGGACGCUGGAGCAGCUGGCCAAGGCCAUCCCCCCCGGCCUCGCCUGCCAGUGGACGGCGGCCCUCUACUCCCGGGACAUGCGCUUCGUGCACUACCAGACGCUGCGGGUGCUCUUCCAGUACCAGCCGCAGAACGCGGAUGAGCUGGCCCUGCGCCCUGGGGACUUCAUCCUGGUGGACCCCACUCAGCAGGACGAGGCCAGCCAGGGCUGGGUCAUCGGCACCUCCCAGCGCACCGGCUGCCGCGGCUUCCUGCCCGAGAACUACACAGAGCGGGCGGACGAAAGUGACACCUGGGUCAAGCACCGGACCUACACCUUCAACCGGGCCCCGGAGCCCAGGAGGGACUUGGAUGCCGGCGGCAGACGUAGCGGGGAGCCGCCCAUUCCGCACACACCUGGGAACAGGAGCGCGGCCAGCACACAGGCAAUCCAGGCCACCGUGACGAGGAGGAGCAUGCUGGUGGUACGGCACGGGGAGCGAGUGGACCAGGUCUUCGGGAAGGGCUGGCUUCAGCAGUGCUCCACCCCUGACGGGGCGUACUACCGGCCAGACCUGAACUUCCCGGGCAGCCUGCCGCAGCGCCGGGGGGGCCUCCGCGACUUUGACAAAGACCCCCCCCUCUCGUCCUGUGGCAUCUUCCAGGCCCGGAGCGCAGGCGCGGCACUGCUGGACAGCGGCGUGAGAGUGUCUGCAGUUUUCUCCUCUCCCGCGCUGCGCUGUGUGCAGACGGCCCAGCUCCUCCUGGAAGAGCUGAAGCUGGAGAGAAAACUCAAGAUCAGAGUGGAGCCCGGGAUCUUCGAGUGGACCAAGUGGGAGACGGGCAAAGCCCUCCCGACCCUCAUGUCUCCGGAGGAGCUGAGAGAGGCCGGCUUCAGCGUCAGCCCCGACUACAGGCCUGCGCUGGCCCUGUCUUCACUCCUGCCGGCCGAGAGCUAUGACAGCUACGUGCGGAGGUGCACGGCCAGCGUGAAGAGGAUGGUCAGCUCGGCCCCCUCAGAUGCGGGCAUCACCCUGGUGGUGGCCCACGGCUCUGCGCUGGACUCCUGCACCCGCCCGCUGCUGGGCCUGCCGCCACGAGACUGUGCCGACUUCGCCCAGCUUGUGAGAAAGAUCCCGGCGCUGGGCAUGUGUCUGUGUGAGGAAGGCCGUGAGGAGGGGCGCUGGGAGCUGGUGAGUCCCCCCGUGAAGACACUGACCCACGGGGCCAAUGCGGCCUUCAGCUGGAGGGCCUGCAUCCCGGGCAGCUGAGCCCUGCCACCCAGGAGGGGCAUCCCCAGGAGGGGCCCCAGCUGGUGGCUGAGGCCCUCAGUCCGUCCCCCGCCCGGCCACCUGGAGAGGCCUCACAGGCGCUUCACCGUCCUGGCCGCCCGUCCCUGUCCGUGUCACCGCCUGCCAGUCCCACGGGGACACGGGGACCCCGGCUCACCAGGACCAGAGGCCAGGUGGUGUGGGCCAUGUGGGGGUCGCCCCCGGUCACACGUCCCUGCUUCAGCCCCUCGUGUCCACACAGACAACGGCAGGUCAGCCGGCGGGGCUCUGCUGGGGACCCCCGGCUCACUCCCUGCUGCAGAGGGGACAGGUGACAGCGGAUGCCAACAGCCGGCCAGGAGCCAGGAGAUGGGCCCCCAGGCCAGAUAUCUGCCCGCCCAUGGAUGCUGCUGUGCGUCUCCUCUCUGUCUCUAAAUAAAGAAUGAAAGGACGGCC
Molecule: messenger RNA, 2372 nt
Organism: Erinaceus europaeus (western European hedgehog)
Lineage: Eukaryota; Metazoa; Chordata; Mammalia; Eulipotyphla; Erinaceidae
Gene: UBASH3A
Product: ubiquitin associated and SH3 domain containing A
Exons: 14
Coding region: 36-1916 (626 amino acids)
Biological process (GO): negative regulation of T cell receptor signaling pathway
Cellular component (GO): cytoplasm
Molecular function (GO): protein binding
Source: RefSeq, a predicted model, not a curated record